GGCAGAGUCGAUUAAAAUAAAAUAAUAACCUUCCAAAAUUAAAAUAAGGAGGAGGAGAUGAUUAAAAUAAACAAGUUUUGUAGGUUCCAACCAACCAAAACUUGAAAAAAAGUAAUUAAUUGAAGACCGUGUAACUUAGGCCUUGUGGACAUGUCGCCCACCCUCAUGGCAAAUCAAAACCAACGAGAGUCUGCUGAAUGUCUGACUUGGCUUUUGCUUUUGCUUAUCACACUCUCUCUCUCUUUUGUUAUUAAAGUAGCUUCUGUUGUGUAUAUAUAUAAGGACCCUAAGGUGGCGGCUUUUCUUUUCAGCCUUGAUCAGUUUCAUUCAUUGGAAGAUAUGGGAACAUUGAAACAAAUUGGUGCUCCUCAAACACAAUCAUCAUCAUCCUCAUCUUCUUCCAUUGAUAGCAACAACCACCCUUCUAGGACUCCACCACCACCCUCUUCACCUUCAUCAAGCGUAUGCAGAAACAGAACUGAUUUGAGCACUGAUCUCAGACUUGGCCUUAGCAUCUCUCCUUCUUCUCAAUCUGAAUCACCCUUCAAUUCAACACCGAGGGAAGAAAGUUUUGAUUGGCCACCAAUUAAGUCCAUAUUGAGGAGCACCCUUGUGGGGAAACAAAGCCAUCUGAGCCAAAGACCCUCUUUAUUUGUCAAAGUCUACAUGGAAGGCAUCCCCAUAGGAAGAAAAUUGAAUCUGUUGGCACAUUAUAGCUAUGAUGGACUUGUGAAAACUCUUGGCCACAUGUUUAGGACCAUAAUUCUCUGUCCUAACUCUCAACCUCUUAAUUCUGGGAGUUUUCACGUGCUAACUUAUGAGGAUCAAGAAGGGGACUGGAUGAUGGUUGGAGAUGUGCCGUGGGAGAUGUUCUUGAACAGUGUGAAGAGGCUGAAGAUCACGAGAGCUGACAGAUGCUAGUUAAUUUAAUAAUGUAUACAAUCUUUCACAACACAAGCUCCUCCUCAAUUUUCAUUGUUCAUAAAUUUUUGUUCUAGAUCUAGUUAUUAAUUAGAGGGUGGGUGAAACCGUGGAGAAAUUCCACCAAAGAGAAUGGAUCCCGUGAUUAUCAUAAUAUCUAAUAGCUUUGUACACCAAAAAGUAUAGAUGUAUAGCUUCUUACCUAAUUCUCAAUGCAGUGCAUAGCUGCAGUGUUUCUUAGUGUCUCUGUUUGAUGAUGGAGU
Cajanus cajan (pigeon pea) is the source of this 1184-nucleotide messenger RNA. Its product is annotated as auxin-responsive protein IAA4. Lineage: Eukaryota; Viridiplantae; Streptophyta; Magnoliopsida; Fabales; Fabaceae. The record is from RefSeq and is a predicted model, not a curated record. Gene Ontology annotation, cellular component: nucleus. Gene Ontology annotation, biological process: regulation of DNA-templated transcription.